Mytilus trossulus (common blue mussel) is the source of this 1377-nucleotide messenger RNA. RefSeq names its product putative mediator of RNA polymerase II transcription subunit 15. Bases 1 to 1110 code for a protein of 369 amino acids. Lineage: Eukaryota; Metazoa; Mollusca; Bivalvia; Mytilida; Mytilidae. The record is from RefSeq and is a predicted model, not a curated record. The transcript has 8 exons.
AUGUGGUUGAAAAACCUGUUGUUCCUGUUGGUCAAAAAGCGCAAGAUACAAAAAGAACAGUCUACACCCAAACCAGUAGAGAAAAACCUUGAGACAGUUGCCAGAGAACUGGAGGUAACAGAGCUUCACCAGCAGCUUGAGGAAAACCGGUACUUACCAAUCAGCCAAGUUAUAAGAGAGUCGAUGGAUAUCUUGGUAACCGAUUCUCGACCAGCAACACCAGAGCGUGACGUUUGUAUUGACUGUACAGUUCUACAGGAACAGGUCCAGUCCAACACCAACCAGAUAUGUGGUCUACAAAACCAGCUGCAGUCCUAUAAUAGCCAGCUCCUUUCAACAAAGAGCCAACUGCAGUCUUCACUAAACCUCAACCAGAGCUUACAACAUCAACUUAGUAAUCUCCAAUACUAUGUGCAGAUAAUGUGGAGUAAGAAUCCGGGUUGGUUUCAGUCCUCACGCAAUGACCCUAGUACUUGCUAUAGAGGUGAGAGCAGCUUUCAACAAGACAGAAACAACAACCAACAGAUAUCAACUCCACAGCCAUCGACUCCUCAGCCAUCAACUCCUCAGCCAUCGACUCCUAAGUCAUCAACUACUCAGUCAUCAACUCCACAGCCAUCAACAACUCAGUUAACUCCUCAGUCGUCAACUCCUCAGUCAUCUACUCCUCAGUCAACUGACCACCAUACAUCUUUAAACAGAGUUACAUUUGCCACUUCACAGAAUGAAACUCUUGACAUCAGCUGUAUUCCAGUCAGUACAACACCAAUGGCCAAUUCAUCAUUCAUUCAGGAUACAGCAGCGUCUUCCACAGUUGCCUUUUACAACAACUACACACAGGAAAUCCUAGAAGCCAAGGUUUCCAAAGUGAAAAACUUCAGCAAAUGUGCAAAGGUACUACUGAGACUACUAUACAGUGACCAGGAACGUCAGGGGCGGAGUAUAUCAGGUGUAGCUGCUAAUUCAAAGUAUGAGGCCAAACCUGCAUUACAACAUCCUAACAGAAUUCAGGUUAUUUAUGAUAUCAUAAUCAAGAGAUGGCCCACUGUGUCAAAAAAAGAAAUCAACGGCAAGCUAGCUGAAUGUCUGAAACCAAGUGCCAGCAAGUAAUUGAGUUUGUUCAAGAAAAUAAGGAUUUUGUUUCCAUGUUUGCUUUAACUGUCUUUUACAAAUAGUGCAUUUUUUUUUAAGACAAAUAUUUAUAUUUUUCAUGAUACUUGAUAUGUAUGAGUCAUUUCCCAAUGAUUGUUUAAAAAUAGAGGUUCAAUUUUAGUAAUUUCUUAUGUGACAACUGCAUGUAUUUAUUUUCUAUAUUGUUAUCAAAUGUUGAAGUUUAAUAAAUUUUAUUUUUCAUAGAAUUGUUUUUUUUGUAAUAAU